AUGACCACAGUUAUAGUUCUGUUCAUGGGUUAUGACCAUAUGACCAUAGUUAUGUUCAUGGGUUAUGACCAUAUGACCACAUUUAUAGUUCUGUUCAUGGGUUAUGACCAUAUGACCACAUUUAUAGUUCUGUUCAUGGGUUAUGACCAUAUGACCACGGUUAUAGUUAUGUUCAUGGGUUAUGACCAUAUGACCACAGUUAUAGUUAUGUUCAUGGGUUAUGACCAUAUGACCACAGUUAUAGUUAUGUUCAUGGGUUAUGACCAUAUGACCACAGUUAUAGUUCUGUUCAUGGGUUAUGACCAUAUGACCACAGUUAUAGUUAUGUUCAUGGGUUAUGACCAUAUGACCACAGUUAUAGUUCUGUUCAUGGGUUAUGACCAUAUGACCACAGUUAUAGUUAUGUUCAUGGGUUAUGACCAUAUGACCACAGUUAUAGUUCUGUUCAUGGGUUAUGACCAUAUGACCACAGUUAUAGUUCUGUUCAUGGGUUAUGACCAUAUGACCACAGUUAUAGUUCUGUUCAUGGGUUAUGACCAUAUGACCACAGUUAUAGUUCUGUUCAUGGGUUAUGACCAUAUGACUACAAUUAUAGUUCUGUUCAUGGGUUAUGACCAUAUGACCACAGUUAUAGUUAUGUUCAUGGGUUAUGACCAUAUGACCACAGUUAUAGUUCUGUUCAUGGGUUAUGACCAUAUGACCACAGUUAUAGUUCUGUUCAUGGGUUAUGACCAUAUGACCACAGUUAUAGUUCUGUUCAUGGGUUAUGACCAUAUGACCACAGUUAUAGUUAUGUUCAUGGGUUAUGACCAUAUGACCACAGUUAUAGUCCUGUUCAUGGGUUAUGACCAUAUGACCACAGUUAUAGUCCUGUUCAUGGGUUAUGACCAUAUGACCACAGUUAUAGUUCUGUUCAUGGGUUAUGACCAAAUGACCACAGUUAUAGUUAUGUUCAUGGGUUAUGACCAUAUGACCACAGUUAUAGUUCUGUUCAUAUGA
Oncorhynchus gorbuscha (pink salmon) is the source of this 999-nucleotide messenger RNA. RefSeq lists its product as uncharacterized. Bases 1 to 999 code for a protein of 332 amino acids. The record is from RefSeq and is a predicted model, not a curated record. Lineage: Eukaryota; Metazoa; Chordata; Actinopteri; Salmoniformes; Salmonidae. The transcript is spliced from 2 exons.